ACGUUCCAAGAAGAACAAACUCCGCCAAGCGAACUAAGCAGUGCAGUAGUAUAGCCUGAAACGAUUGAAGUGUUAUAUAAAUUUAUAUUAGGGUUCAGGGUUUCGAUCUCAAAACCUUUCGGAGAAGAGAAAGGAGAAGGAGAAGCCAUGGAGAGCGCCUUCGCUAACGCCUCUGCGAUCUCCGACCAGAGGCAAAAGAUCGAGCAGUACAAGCACAUUCUAUCCUCCGUUAUUUCUUCAAACGACAUCGUAAAAGCCAAGAAAUUCAUUGACCACAUGUUAUCAGACGAUGUACCUUUGGUGGUUUCGCGGCAACUUUUGCAGACUUUUGCUCAAGAAUUGGGGAGGUUGGCUCCGGAGACUCAAAAAGAGAUUGCUCAUUAUACCCUUGCGCAGAUUCAGCCCCGAGUUGUGUCUUUUGAGGAACAGGUACUAAUUAUACGGGAGAAGCUUGCAGAGCUAUAUGAAUCCGAGCAGCAAUGGUCAAAAGCAGCCCAAAUGCUCAGUGGCAUUGAUCUAGAUUCUGGAAUGAGAGUGAUUGACGACACAUUCAGGUUGUCAAAAUGUGUCCAAAUAGCUCGCCUAUAUCUUGAGGAUGAUGAUGCUGUUAAUGCAGAAGCUUUCAUAAAUAAAGCUUCAUUCUUGGUUAGCAACAGCCACCAUGAAGUAUUGAAUCUACAAUAUAAGGUUUGUUAUGCCAGGAUUUUAGAUUUAAAGAGGAAGUUCUUAGAAGCAGCCCUGCGAUAUUAUGACAUUUCUCAGAUUGAGAAGAGGCAAAUAGGCGAUGAAGAGAUUGAUGAAGAGGCACUAGAACAAGCUCUAUCUGCUGCUGUAACAUGUACAAUUCUUGCUGCUGCAGGACCCCAACGUUCUCGUGUUCUUGCUACUUUGUACAAAGAUGAACGGUGCUCUAAGUUGAAAAUUUAUCCAAUACUACAAAAGGUCUACUUGGAGAGGAUUUUGCGAAAACCAGAAAUUGAUGCAUUUGCUGAAGUUUUAAAAGCACAUCAGAAAGCACUUCUUCCUGACAAUUUUACCGUGCUUGAUCGUGCAAUGAUCGAGCAUAAUCUGCUGAGUGCAAGCAAACUUUACACAAAUAUUAGGUUUGAUGAGUUGGGCACCCUGCUGGGAAUAGCACCUCAUAAGGUUUUUGGCUUGCAGGCUGAGAAGAUAGCAUCGAGAAUGAUCUAUGAAGAUAGAAUGAGGGGAUCUAUUGAUCAGGUGCAAGCUGUCAUACAUUUCGAGGAUGACACUGAAGAGUUGCAACAAUGGGACCAACAGAUAGUUGGACUGUGUCAAGCCCUCAACGAUGUUUUGGAUAGCAUGGCUAAAAAAGGCCUGUCGAUUCCUGUCUGAUCUGCGUUGAUGAUGAGUUGGUGACGGAUAGAAUUGAAAAAUUCAAUUGUUUUGCAUCCAUAUAUGGUCGAAAAUUAGUGGUACAUCCUUUUUGGACGUUGUAAUGAUUUCAAUUUCAUGAAGAAAGAACUCUACAUGUAGAUUGUUAGGUUCGAUUUGAUUCGUUAAAUGAUUUAGAACCGUAUAUUUGAGUGUCGACAACAUUGUAGCCAUCUGUGGGAUGAUAAAAGGGAAUAUAAAAGUACACUUUUUGAGGAAAGGCAAA
This is a messenger RNA of Ziziphus jujuba (common jujube), 1621 nucleotides long. RefSeq names its product COP9 signalosome complex subunit 4. The record is from RefSeq and is a predicted model, not a curated record. Bases 148 to 1356 code for a protein of 402 amino acids. Lineage: Eukaryota; Viridiplantae; Streptophyta; Magnoliopsida; Rosales; Rhamnaceae. The transcript is spliced from 14 exons. Gene Ontology annotation, cellular component: cytosol; COP9 signalosome.